AUGGCCUCAGAGAGCCCCCGAGGACGACCACCUCACGCCCCUCUUGGAGUGAGUACCUGGGAAGUGGGUGUACAAUUCUUGGACAAGGGCGAGGAAGGGAGCUGCCUUGUCUUCUGGUCCCCCGACGAGGAGCGGGAGGCGGAGGCGGAGGAGCAGGAGGAGGCGAGGAAGGCGUCUGUGGAUGAGGAGUGUGGGAGGCACUGGGACGCCGAUAGACCCACUGCCAUUGGCACAGCCACUACCUUCUCGUGGAAGUUCGACGCGGGCGAAGAGGACGAGCCCGAGGACGACGUCAGCCCAGACUGCAAGGUUGAGACCUACGCCACCCACUUCGCGUCGACCCAAACAGUGUUCCAAGUCCGAUACGGUGCUGCGCCCGCGGUCAUGGGCGUGAGUAUGGUUCAGGUGAAGAAGGCCAAGGACGGCCUCGUGCCCUACAUGAACGACAACAACGAGGCCGUCGACCAGAUGCCGUACCACGUACACCUCACGUACAUCCCCCGAGACACGCACAAGGGUCUACACUCCAUGUUCCAUCAGCUGUACUUGCCGCUGUGUGAACGCCUGGGCAAGAGUGACCGCACUGCCUACCUGUCGUCCCUCGCGCAUAAUUUCUCCAGGCUGAGCGCCCUGCGAGAGCCCGAGCCGCCGCUCGACUACGACUCCGACAACGACGACGAGGGCGCCAAGAAGUCGGCGGCGGCGCGAGGCGGGAUGGCGCGCGACGCGGGCGAGGAAGGCGAGGAGGAGGUCGAGGGCGGCGCCACGUCGGGCGGCGAGGAGGAGCAACCUCGGAGGCACAAGAGCCCCCGGAGGCUCGUCCUCAACAACGUCCAACGCCUCUACGAGAAGUACUCGCAGCCCGUCGCCGGCACAGGCCUCGGGGACCUCCGCCAGACGUGGGUCGCGAGAUUCAUGGAGCUCUCGGGCCAGCUGGCUCACGUCCGCGCGCAUCCUCUGGUGUGCGAGGCCGAGAGAGCAGGCGAAGAGGCCACGGCCGACGGCGAGGCGGGCGGCGAAGACGCGGGUGGCGAGGGCGCGACGACCAGCGAGGGCGCGGCGAAUGAGGGCGCAGAAGGCAAGGGCGCGAGGAAGGGCAGCGUCAAAGAGGCUGCCGCGAUCAAGACCACGAGCAAAGAGACCGCGGAGGCCGAAGAAAAGGAGAACCUGCUGCUGGCAGUGAAGAAGUCCUCCGAGCUGCACAACAGCAUCAGCGACUGCUAUCGCUCCCUCUUCUACCUCGAGAAGUUCUUCCAUAUCGUGAGCGAGGGCAACCUGGAGACGCUGUCGGGUCACGCGGCGGCGCUGCUGGAGAUCCUGGAGAUCGUGUGGCGCGUCGGGCGGCGCGACGGAAUCAGCUGCCGAGUGCAGCAAAUCCUAGAAUCAGCUGUGCAGAGUCUAGUGAACCUCGUGACCAAAGAGCUGCGUCCGGUUAAUUUACUGCCUUCUGGAAUGCGCGAACAACAUCCUUUCCUAGUAAGUUCCAAGCGUCAGCGGGACGGACGUCAGGACUUCGACCCCAGGAAAGUCCUCGGCACAAUCGCCAGCCUCAAGUCGGUGUGCGAAGACCUCCAGGACAUCAUGGAGGUCAGUCUCUCAACGGGAAUAAGUGAAUAUGUUAUAUCUACAAGAGAAAGCUUUGAGGUGCUCCUGGAAGCGCAGGUGGGGUCCUCCGGCGAGUGGUCGGCCCUGAUCCGCGUGCAGGAUCCCGAACAGCUCAAGAACAUCACGGCGCAGGUCCUACGAGUCCUCACGGCCUACGACUUCAACAUCUUCUCCAGCAGGAACCACGACCGCUGGAUCAGGCAGAAGGACGACUUCCAGAUCGCCGUGCACAAGUGGGAGCAGGCCGUCGUCGCCGCCAUCCACGAGAGCUUCAAGGACAGGAUGACGUCGGAAUUGGUGACAGCUGUGGCGGGCGUGUUGGCCAAGCAGCCCUGUAGGACCUGCUUCAGGCAGCUCCUCAUCUCUCGCCUCCCCGACCUGCUCUCGGCCUUCGCGGCUGAGGUCAAGGGCAUCAGGGCGGACUUCCAGGCGCAACAGAAGGUGGAGCGGCCGGGGACGCAGGCGCCGCUGUCGGGCCGCGUGCGCUGGAUGACCAGCUACCUGACGAAGCGGCUGGCGGCGUGGACCACGCUCAAGCAGCUCUAUUCGCAGUACCAGGGAUCUGGCGCGGGUGGAGAGCUGUGGGUGGAGGUGGGUGCGGAGGUGGAGGAGGUGCAAAAGGAGGUGGAGCAAGCACGGGAGAACAUGGUGCUGCAAUGGAGCGAGAGAGUGACGCAGAAAAUCCCGAAGUUGCUGGUGACACCCGUCCUCACGCGCGACCCUGGCCAUGAAGGCGUCGGGGGGUGGAAGGUGCAGCUGCCAGGCGAGUUGCAGUGGGUGGUGUGGGAGGCGGGGCAGCUACAGCAGGCCGGAAUCCGCCCGCCCCAGCUGGCCGCCCAUCUCACGCUCCAUUACCAGACGCUCCAGACGGCGGCCAUGGGACUCCACCUCACGCUCAAGGACUACCACGCGGUUCUCGACCAGCUCAGCCCCGUGCAGCGGGAACUCUUGCGUGCUGAGUUGGCGGGCGCUGACCGAGUGCUUGCAGCGGGCCAGCGGGUUGUCACGUGGUCGCCGGCGGCCCUCACGCACUUCAGCACCUGCUGCAGGGGCGUCGUGGAGCACGAGCUACUGGAGGAGUGCAGUCAGCGGCGGGAGGAGGAGGUGAAGAAGCUGAAGGAGACCUACGAGACGCUGGUGAGGACUCUGAGUUCGGCUGGCCUCCUGGUGGCCGGGGCGGAGGACGGCGCCCCCGAGAGUCUCGCCGCCCACAUCCGCGCCGCCCCCGAACUCAGGGUCCGGCUGGCGCCUUUCCUCGCCCACUGGAGGGGGAACGUUCAGGAGGCCAUCACCAUGAUGCUCCUGAACAGCGUGCACGGCUUCGAGAAGUGCCUGAAGGGCGUCAGCGUCGUGUUCGGGGUAGAGUGCGCCCUCACGCCCACCUGCUCCCUCACGCUGUCCCCGCCCGCGCGCUCACUCUCCUGCACCCUCGCCGGCGCCCUUGGACACACCGUGCGCACUGCCAUGAUGUUCCGGCACUGGAUGGAGCUGGAGGACGGAACGGCGGUGCUCAACCCGGCGCCCACGGCUGACGACGACACACUGGCCGCCUCUACCUUCUACAGCCAGGUGUCGACGGACCCCCGCCUCCACGACGCCGUCGACAGUAUCCAGAGCACUUUCGCCUCCGUCAUCCAGGAGCUCGACAAAGAGCUGCAAGGCUGGUACUCGUACGAACACGUGUGGCGACGCGACAAGUCCUCGACGGUGACCAAGUUCUGCGCCCGCGGCCCCUCCGUUAAGCAGUAUGACGACAAACUGCGCUUCUACACCCACUUGGCCUCGGAGCUCUCGCAGGCGCCGCAGCAGGUCACCCACGGCUGCGUCAGCUCCGAUUUUAAGUUCUACGGAUCAAGUUUCAGGGAUACGCAGAACGACUAUGAUCAUGAAGAAUUUCUGGACGUAAGGAAACUAGUGGGCCAGGUGGUGGGUCACACCAGUGAAUGGGUCAAGCUCUUAGGAACAGGACUCAUGAAGGAGGCGAAGUCGCGCCUGCAACACGUGCUGCAUAAGGUCACGACGGUGAACAAGGACCUCCAAACAGCCCCUGAGGAUCUAGUUGCUCUGACGGUGGUGAUGCGGGCCGUGGGUCGUGUCAGCCAGGACCACGCCCACCUGCACACGGCGCUCCUGGAUGUCCGCCAGAUGUUCCACACUCUGCAGGUCUAUGGCAUCGUGGUCCCGAGGGAUGACCACGAGCAGCUGGAGGAGACGUCGGCGCGCCUGGACGUGCUCCAUCACACGGCGACCUCCGUCCAGAAGAACAUCGAGCCCGUCCAGAAGUUCUUUCUCGCCAACACGCAGAAGAAGGUGGCCGAAUUCAUCGCUGUCGUGCAAAAGUUCUGCGAGAGGUUCGAGUCCCAGGGACCGGGCGCCGUCGGGGAGGACCUGGACAAGGGCGUGGCCCUCCUGAAGGAGUACACCGAAGAAGUUUCUCAGCUGCUGGAUCAACGUCGCGUCCUGGACGAGGAGGAGGACGUAUUCGACCUGGCGGCGACGCAGUACCCGGGUCUCGACAGCGCUAUCCAUGUCAUGGACCAGAUGAGGGACGUCUUCAACGUUUACAAGCAGCUCAGGGCCAUCGAGACCACCUGGCGCACGAUGCGGUGGGCGACCGCCAAGCUGGACGAACUCAAAACGGAGGUGGAAGAGGUGCGGGAGGCGCUGCUGGCCUGCUCGGGGGCACAGGAGACCGAGGUCGGACGCUCCCUCCUACAGCGCCUGAGCGACCACACCACCAGCCUGGAAGUAACGGCGGCGCUCAGGCAGCCGGCGGUGCAGCCACGCCACUGGCAGCAUCUAGUCACUGUCGCAGGGUGCGCCGGCGGCUGGGCCUCAGCGUCGGGGCUGGGCGGCGUGAGCGUCUGGGACGUCUUGGAACUCCGGCUGUCACGCCACCCGCUGCUUGUUGCCUCCACCGUCGCUGCCGCCGUCAGGGAGAGCCUUCUCAGCAGCCAGAUGAGGGAGAUCACCAGGUUUUGGCAGCGCGCAAGACUGUGCGUGCUGACCACCACCUCGGUGUGGCGGGUGGAAGGCCUCGAGGACCAGCUGGCGACCCUCCAGCACCACAACCUCGCCCUAAAGACGCUCAGAGCCACCAAGUACUGCAAGCCUUUCGAGGAGGAGGCGAGACGUCUGGCCAAGACUCUGGUGGCGGUGGGCGACUUGCUGGAGGUGUGGCAGGCGGCCCAGGCUGACAUCUCUCUCCUGCUGUCAGCCGCCGUCAGCAGCCUGAUCGAGGGCUCUUCUAACCUACGAGUCAAGCACAGACAGCUCCUCGAGAGGACAGAGCGCCGAUCCUUCGUGCUGGAGCUGGCGGGGAAUCCCUCGUACGUGGAGGAGGUGUCGGCCCUCCACGGCCUCGCCCGCCGCCUCAUCGCCGAGCUCGCCGACGCCCUUGCGAGACCUCGAAGGCAGUGCCCCCGCCUGUACUUCCUGACGGACCUCGAAGUGAUGGCUCUUAUGGCCCAGCCCUCGCCAGACGCCCUCGACGGCGUCAUCGCCAAGCUGUUUAACAACGUGGCUGCAGUAAAGCACGCGGACGACGCCGUGACAGGCCUGGUGAGCGCUGAAGGAGAACAGCUGAGCUUCCCUGAGGCGGUCGCCCUUGUCGAGGACGUAAAGGGCGGUGGGGAAGCGGGCGUGAAUGUAGGCGUGGGCGUGCAGCAGGUGGUGGAGGCAUCACACGAGGCCAUGAAGAGCGCUGUUCACAAAGCCAUCGAAGAGUUAGGGGAAGAGACCAAGAUGCAACGCGCGAUACUGCAGGAGACGCCCACGGCGGCGAUGACGGUAGCGUGGCGGGUGUGGUGGGCGGCCAGCGUCGACCUCGCUUUACACGCCCGAGCUAAGGGAGACCGCCAGGCAGUGAGGCAGACGCUCAGCGUGAUCACCGACGACAUCGCCGUCGUCCUGGCCGCCAUGGGGCGGGGCCACAGGCGCGUCGCAGGAGCAGGACGCCCCCAAAGACGAUCAGGAGCUAACCCUCUCGUCCAGGAGGAAGCAAUGCCCCUUAGUUCGGCAAGGACGCCGGCAUCUGUUUGUUCUCAGGGCACCAGCAGGAAGGGCUCCCUGCCGCCCCUGCCCCCGCCCCGCAUUCUGCCGCUGCUGAUGGCCACUCUGCACGCUCGCGACGUCGUGGCAAUGCUCGUUCGCAACAACACAAGCACCUCCCGCAGCUUCACCUGGUUAGCUCAGCCCCGGUACACGUGGCAGCCCCAGAACGCGCUUCUCCAGCUGCGCGCCGCCCACCGCGCCCUCGACUACGGCUACGAGUACAGCGGCUGCGGCCCGGCGGAUUAUGUGCUGACGCCGCCCACAGAGCGCUGCUUGCUGGCGCUCUUCACCGCCGUCGCCGCCCACUCACCGCCCCUUCUGCUCGGCGACGUCGACGGCGGAUGCGGGCGGCAGAGUCUGGUCUCGACGGCAUCUCACCUGGCCGGGAGACUCAUUACGUCAUUCACGCUCUCGCCGCUCACCUCAUCGGCGAGCCUCACGGCACUCCUCACAGGAUCAGUGGUGAGCGGAUCCUGGCUGGUGUUGCGGGCGUGCACGGAGGCCUCCCCCAGCCUGCUUGCCACGCUCGCCUCGACGCUGCUGCUCAUGCACCGCGCCCGCACCCACGACACGGCCACGCCCGUCAUCCCGAUCGCUGGCCAGGAAGCCGUGGUGCACCCUGGCGUCGCCGUCAUCCUGUGUGGAAACGAAGCGUCCGUCCAGGCGAGGGGCAAGACGCCCGCUCUUCCGCACUCACUGGACACCCUCUGCCGCCCCAUCAGAGUGUCAGCGCCGCCGCCACGCACGCUCGUCUUCGCCUGGCUCUUGGCGCACGACGUACCCAAGGCGCAGGAGGCAAGCGAGGCCGUGGCCGAGGUGACGCGACAGGUGCUGGAGUCUUACCCAGGCCUCGCGAGACCGGGCCUGCGUCUGUACCAGCGGGUCACCAAGGAGGUCGUGUGCUCGAUGGCCGCCCUCGCCGACGCCCUCUCGCCGCUCGAAGCCGCCAUCGCCGCCUUCAGGCAGGUGAUGCUCCCUCGCCUCCCCAUCGACUCUCGGCCGAACAUCGCCAGCGUCCUCGACCUGCUCAGCCCCGCGCCCAUCGCCACUCCUUCGUCGCGUAGACAACAGGGAGGCUUCCUCAGUGGAUUCUCAAAAGACCACAUCCACACGCUCACCCAAAUGAGAGAAAAGUAA
Penaeus chinensis is the source of this 6795-nucleotide messenger RNA. RefSeq names its product dynein axonemal heavy chain 10-like. The coding region runs from base 1 to 6795 and encodes 2264 amino acids. The record is from RefSeq and is a predicted model, not a curated record. The transcript has 43 exons. Gene Ontology annotation, molecular function: ATP binding. NCBI's taxonomy places the organism in Eukaryota, Metazoa, Arthropoda, Malacostraca, Decapoda, Penaeidae.